Corvus hawaiiensis (hawaiian crow) is the source of this 1076-nucleotide messenger RNA. It is a transcript of the gene TMA16, whose product is annotated as translation machinery associated 16 homolog. The record is from RefSeq and is a predicted model, not a curated record. NCBI's taxonomy places the organism in Eukaryota, Metazoa, Chordata, Aves, Passeriformes, Corvidae. The coding region runs from base 262 to 882 and encodes 206 amino acids. Gene Ontology annotation, cellular component: nucleus. The transcript has 7 exons.
GCCUUUCAGUUCUGUUCAAACACUUUUUUACCAGAAAGUAGCGUAACUUAGAGUAGUAUUACCGAACUUUUGAAAUUCUUGAGUACUAUUCCCUCUCUGUGCAGUAUGAAGGGGUAGAGAAGGAAAGCGCGUGUCUGCUCCCUGGUGUGAGGCAUUCCAAUGAUAUCUUGAGAGGAACAAGAAAAUCCCUUUUGUUGUGUUGUACAAGUUACAUGUGGCCCUUGUCAGAAACCCAGAUGCAACAAUCUGAUAGAAGCUUGAAUGGGGACAUUUACUGCAAAGCCAAAGUUACGAAAACCUCAAGGAGGGAAGCAAGAGAAAAAAGUUAUCCAUCCGUACAGCAGAAAAGCUGCACAGCUUGCAAGGGAAGUGCACAAACAGGAAAAGAAAGAAAAGUUGAAGACUGACAAAGCUUUACGUUUAAGUAUUAUUGGAGAAAAACUGCAAUGGUUUCAGAGUCACCUUGACCCCAGUAAAAUCGAGUACACAAAGAAGGAAGCUGGCGAGCUAAUUGAAAAUUACAUGUGUCGAUUCAAUGCUGAAUUGGAGCAGAUUGAAUUACAAAACAGUAUUAAAGGCAGACAAGGAAGACAGCAUGGUUCACGGGAAACUGUCAUCAAGCAGACAAUAGAACGUGAAAGACAACUCUAUGAGGGCUAUGGAAUAGAAAUCCCAGACAUUAUGAACAGAAAGCAUCUUAAAUUUUUCAGAGAAUGGGAUGGUGAUCUGAGGAAACUCCCAAACAUCAAAAUGAAAAAGCUCUCAGCUAGGGAUGCUGCCUGCAGUCAUCCUGAGGUGAUAGAUGAAGAAGCAAAAGAAGACUUGAAUGAAGGAGAAGAGGUGGGCCCUGAGGAGCACCAGCUGAUUCAAGAGCUGAAAUAGUGAAACAAAUUGUAAGAAACAUAUUUUAAUUAUCACUGGAAACAAAAAUAAAAUUUAACUAUAUUUCUGAAGGCUUUGCUAGUUGCUUUUUUUAUGAUUUGUGUACCUGUGGUAAAGAGUAAACAUUAUUACUGGGUAAAGCUGUAUAUUUUUGGAUAAAAAUUUUUUACUAUAAAUAAAUACUUAAAAUCUUA